Centropristis striata (black sea bass) is the source of this 1576-nucleotide messenger RNA. It is a transcript of the gene ccng2, whose product is annotated as cyclin G2. Lineage: Eukaryota; Metazoa; Chordata; Actinopteri; Perciformes; Serranidae. The transcript is spliced from 8 exons. Gene Ontology annotation, cellular component: cytoplasm; cyclin-dependent protein kinase holoenzyme complex; nucleus. Gene Ontology annotation, molecular function: cyclin-dependent protein serine/threonine kinase regulator activity. Gene Ontology annotation, biological process: regulation of cyclin-dependent protein serine/threonine kinase activity; mitotic cell cycle phase transition. The record is from RefSeq and is a predicted model, not a curated record. The coding region runs from base 138 to 1142 and encodes 334 amino acids.
AGAGAAAGGAGAGCAGAGAAGACGAGAAGGACUGAACGAGACAGCGGAACACAACAGAGAUGUGGAUUUAAUUUGCAAUAACAGUAAACGUACUGUGGUGAAAACAAGAGAUCACUUCCUCCAGGGCCAGCUGAGACAUGGACGCCUUCAAGCUGAUGAAGGAACUGAGGGUGAAUUAUGAGCAGGAGGCUUAUUAUCUCCCUAAAGAGACGGGGCUGAGCCUCAUCGAGUCCACAAGAGAGGAUGACAGUCGGAUCUCGGCCAAGUGCAGAGACGCCAAAGUUGAAGACCUGUGGAGUCUGACCAGCUUCUUCGGUUACAGAACGCAGACCUUUGUCCUGGCUGUUAACCUGCUGGAUAGAUUCCUGGCCAUGAUAAGGAUCCAGCCCAAGCACCUGUCCUGCGUCAGCAUCAGCUGCCUCCACAUGGCGGCCAAAGUGACGGAGGAGGAGUGCAACCUGACGCCCACCGACGAGCUCAUCCGCAUCGGACAGUGCAGGUUCACCGUGUCCGACCUCAGCCGCAUGGAGAAGAUUGUUGCCGAGAAGCUCAACUUUAAGUCCAAAGCCAUCACUGCCUUAACCUUUCUGCACUUGUACCACCAGAUCACACUUUCACACUCCACACACAGGAAGAAGACUCUGAGCCUGGAGAAACUGGAAGCUCAACUCAAAGCAUGUCUGUGCCGGAUUUCUUUCUCCAAAGCAAAGCCGUCCGUCCUAGCCUUGUCUCUCCUGAAGCAGGAGAUCGAAGCCGUUCAGUCAAAGGACAUGUUGGAAAUAGCCUACCACAUCCAGAGACACCUAAAGAUUACGGACGGCGAGCUGCUGCUAUGGAGCGAGCGUGUGGCGAUGUGUCUUUCCGACUACGCGUCCCCUGAAUGCAGCAAACCCAAUCACAGGAAGCUGCAGUGGAUCGUGUCCCGGCGGACUGCCCAGAACCUGCACAGCUACCGCACCGUCCCCGAGCUGCCUACAAUCCCAGAGGGCUGCUGGGACGAGAGCGAGAGUGAGGAUUCCUGUGAGGAUGUGAUGAGUUCAGGCGAGGAGUCUCUCAGCAGUUCUCUGGGCAGCGACGCCGAAGGGCCCUUCUUCCCUCUGCACCUCCGCCGCCAAAAACACCGCCAACACCUCCACGCCUGACGCCUCCCAGUGCCUCGCCGCCUCCCCCCUUCUUUAGUCUUUAAUUUAUUGUUUAAUAAGCUCCGGUGCUGGUGGGGGAAAUUGCACAACAACUGGCAGCUGAGCAGUCCGGACACUUCCUGGUUAGAUUUGGUAGAUUUUAGUUCGUAGACGUGUCGGUGCAUGUUGAGAUGUCACAUUCCAGGAUGCAAGAAUAUAAAAGUGAUGUUCGGUGAAUUUGGGUCAGUGCAGUGUCUGGUCUUUAAGGUGCUGAGCUAACAGACGCUGCAGUCCGGUGAAAAACUUCCAAACCUCAGACGUCGGUUCAGACCAGAGACGGCUCAUGUUGUCGACAAAAAAAAAAAAAAAAUUUGCCAAAACGUGGUAUUUAUUCAAUAGAAUGUUUUUGACUGUUAUUAAUCUAAGACUGCUUUUUAUGUAGGAGUUCUCUUGAU